Molecule: messenger RNA, 516 nt
Organism: Acaulospora morrowiae
Lineage: Eukaryota; Fungi; Glomeromycota; Glomeromycetes; Diversisporales; Acaulosporaceae
Source: the annotation of a GenBank genome assembly
AUGGGUAACGAUACGAGUAAAUAUGAUUAUGAUCUGAAGAAGGCCAAGGUAGAACAAGAACUUAAGAUGAAGGAGAUGGAAAUUAAGAGUGGACAAGAACUUAAAGAGAAGGAGAUGGAACUGAAGAGCCAACGCGAGACGGCUGAACUGAUAAUUGAAUUAAAAAAGGCCAAAUCGAAAUACCUCAGUGAGCUUACGAAGCCUUAUAUGGAUAUUAUAUGGGAGGUUAUUAAGCAAAAUUCCAUCCUCUAUGACAAAGCCAACGACUCUUUAAAUAAAUUGACGAGUGAGAACCUCCCCGAAUCAGUCAAGAAAACCAUCAUAGAUACCUAUAAUAGAAUCACCAAUGAUAUCAUGAGUACUACCGACCUUAACAAUUAUGCAACAAAAGAAGCCAAUAAACUUAAUAUUCAGGAUACCGAGGAAUAUAUUAAAUUGAUAAACAUAUUGGUCGAUAACGGUCGUCUUGCCAGCAAAGACAAAGAAAAACUUCUUGAUGUUCAAAUGGUCAUGUAA